Messenger RNA from Aspergillus melleus, 1395 nucleotides. RefSeq names its product DUF3712 domain-containing protein. Lineage: Eukaryota; Fungi; Ascomycota; Eurotiomycetes; Eurotiales; Aspergillaceae. The coding region runs from base 1 to 1338 and encodes 445 amino acids. The transcript is spliced from 4 exons. Gene Ontology annotation, cellular component: fungal-type vacuole membrane. The record is from RefSeq and is a predicted model, not a curated record.
AUGGACGAGAAGAAGACCUAUCUGAAUUCUAAAGACGCCAAAAACGCGGUGGGAAUCCAUCGCGGGCCUCUACCUGAGAAUGGUGAGGGGUAUGACCUUGAGCAUAUCGAGACAGCCGAUACGAUCACCUUAGAGAAGGUCAAGAGGACACCCACACAGAAUCUCCGACGCCACUGGGCUCGGUUCUGGUGUUGCUAUACCUUCUUCAGUAUCAUCUUUCUCAUCAUAUUUCUACCCAUAUUCUUCCUUGUCAUCAUCCCCGCCAUUGCGCAGCGAGUCGUGGAUAAUUCAACGCUGCUCCUCGUCAAGGCCGAUGUCAUGCACCCACGACCUGAAUCAGUACAGCUCACGAUUGAGUCGGCACUGAAGCUUCCUCUGGGGGUCCCAGUGCGCAUUGAUCCGAUGACUUUGGAUCUGUUCAACCGUGACUCGCCCGGAAAUGGCACCUGGGGAAAGUUGUAUCUCAAAGACUACGUGAUCAGCGGCAACACGACGCUGGGAGUAGACAAGCAGUUCACUCCUUUGAAUGUCGCCGAGUGGACGCAGUACGUGCACAACGUUGUGUUCAUGAAGCAUGGUCCGCUAUCGGUAUGGGGCAAGACCACCGCCUAUCUAGGACAGAUCAAGAACCACGUGACGAUGGACAAGGAUAUCCCUCAAAAUACCCUGAAUUCCUUCGAAGGCUUCGCUAUUAAAGACACCCAGCUCCUGCUCCCUCCUCGAGAAGACGGAACUAAUCUCAUCGCCAACGCAACCCUACCUAACCCCUCCGUCCUAACGCUCGAAAUUGGCACAACAACUCUUGACGUCAAAUCUGGUGACCUCGUCAUCGGCAACGCCACCCUCGACAACCUCAUCCUCCGACCAGGCAACCACUCGACCCCAGUGCACGGAAUGCUUGACCUUCGCGUGUUGAUCAAAAAUCUCCGCAGCGUACUCGCCACCCAGCUCGAAUCCAUCCGGGAUGGGACCCUCACCCUCGACACGGUCGGCAAGACGGUAUUCUACGAGGGCACGGAAGUUCCGUACUACACGAACGUCAUGAAGAACCUCACCAUGACAGCGCAAGUGCCGCUCGCCGGUCUCAUAACCAACACCCUCCGCGGCGUGCUUCGUCCCAACGGCACGAAUAUCUUCGCCGAAGCAGCCGAUAACAUGAACAUGACUGAGGAGGGACAAGAGAUGCUCGAUAAUAUAGCGGGUAAGGCUCGAGACGAGAGCAGUACGGAAUCAUCCUUGAAGGCACGGUCAUUCGAAGAUCAGAUCUGGGAUGAUCUGAUCAAUGAUCCGGAGAAACGGGAAAACAUUUUAAAUGUGAUAGAGGGGUUGAACUUAUAGAUGGUGGUUAUUGAGGUUGUUCAGCUUCCUGUUAUUGGAUUUGAUGUGAAGUGAUGC